Molecule: messenger RNA, 960 nt
Organism: Coniosporium apollinis CBS 100218
Lineage: Eukaryota; Fungi; Ascomycota; Dothideomycetes
Exons: 4
Coding region: 1-960 (319 amino acids)
Biological process (GO): actin filament polymerization; Arp2/3 complex-mediated actin nucleation
Cellular component (GO): Arp2/3 protein complex; actin cytoskeleton
Molecular function (GO): structural constituent of cytoskeleton; actin filament binding
Source: RefSeq, a predicted model, not a curated record
AUGCUCCUCCUAGACUACCAGAACGUCCUCAUCGAGUCUCUCCUCAAAGACAGAUUCUCAGGCGCAGCACCGGCGUCAAUCGAUCAAGUCGUGUCCGACUUCGACGGCGUGACCUUCCACAUAUCGACGCCCGAGUCCAAGACCCGGAUCCAAAUAUCCCUCGCAAUAAAAUGCUUCGCCGAGCUCGUGCAAUACGGCGCCCAGUCCGUGCUCGAGCGCGAAUACGGUCCAUACAUCGUAGCCCCUGAGUCCGGAUACGACUUCUCCAUUGUUGUGGACCUAGAAGACCUGCCGGCGGAACAGGACGCACGAGAUGAUCUGAUCAGGCGGAUAAGCUUGCUGAAACGAAACGCCAUGGCCGCGCCCUUCGAGCAGGCGUUCGAUGAGUUCAAGGCGCUCUCCGAGGAAGCGAGCAAGUACUCCUCGGAGCAGGCUCCCCAGGGCGUGCGGGAGGGCGGCGAGGUGCGGGCAAUUCAUUACAGAGAGGAGGAGGCGAUCUACAUAAAGGCCAGUCACGACAGGGUGACCGUCAUAUUUAGCACAAUAUUCAGAGAAGAGACGGACCGUAUAUUCGGGAAGGUAUUUCUUCAAGAGUUUGUGGAUGCGAGGAGACGGGCGAUACAGAACGCUCCCCAAGUGCUAUUCCGGAAUGAUCCCCCUCUGGAACUGCAAAAUGUGCCGGGCCUGCCGGCAAGUGGAAGUGGCGAGGUGGGAUACAUAACAUUCGUGUUGUUCCCGAGGCACUUGACGCAGCAGAGACGGGAGGAGGUCAUCUCACACAUCCAAACUUUCCGUGAUUAUUUUCACUAUCACAUAAAAGCGUCUAAAGCCUACAUUCAUUCGAGGAUGAGGAGCAGAACAGCCGACUUCCUCCAAGUACUACGCCGUGCCAGACCAGAGGAGCAAGAGCAGAAGGAGAGGAAAACGGCUAGUGGCCGGGCGUUCCGGGCCCAAGGCUGA